This is a messenger RNA of Adineta ricciae, 900 nucleotides long. Lineage: Eukaryota; Metazoa; Rotifera; Eurotatoria; Adinetida; Adinetidae. The record is from the annotation of a GenBank genome assembly.
AUGUUUGAAUUUCGCACAGCAGCUCUUCUUUCGUCAAUAUUUGGUAUUAUUUGUAUAGCUAUAGAUUUAUUCAUUUUCAUCUUAGUUUAUCGAACAAAACCUCGUUUACAUACGGUCAAUCAUUUACUUAUUUGUAAUACAUCAUUUGGAUCAAUGUAUCUUUCAAUAAUUUAUAUAAUUAAUUAUAUUCAUGCAAUUUAUAUCUACUGGGAUACGAGUGAUUUUACUUGUCGAUUACGAUCUUACUUUACUUAUGUAUCAAUUGGGGGAAUGAUGCAAUCGUAUACAACUCAAGCCAUUUCUCGUUUCUUUUUCUCAAUUUUAUCCACAAAAUAUCGAUGGUUAACAACAUUUCGAACACAUUAUAUAAUGAUAUUAAUUCAAUGGUUAACAGUGUUAAUUCUUGCGUUGCCUGUGCUUAUAUUUGACACGGCUCGUUACUAUCCGGGAAUUCUGUGUUUGCUCAUCAAUGGAUAUGAAGCAAUCGAUGCCUACUUUCAGAUUAUCAAUCUGUUGGUACCGUUUUUAGUAGUGAUUUUCAUUUAUAUUUGUAUUAUCAUUCGAGUUCGUCAAAUAAAACGAAAUGUCAGAGCAACAACAUCAGCUAAUCUACUUCACAAUUCAAGAAAUGAUUUGAAAAUUCUACGAAAUAUUUUGAUUUUCAUUGGUAUGGUGAUAGUUGGUGUAUCACCAACUGCAAUACUUUGGUUUGUUUCCUCUGGUUCACUCUAUCAUAUAAGUCUUGUUUGUACAAUGUUUUCUGUUACACUUACAGCAGUGUUUAAUAUUUUAUUAGAUCGAGAAAUACGAGAAACGAUUCAAAAUAUGUAUCGACGUCGAACAAUGUUUAUUACAACUAAUCAAGUCAUUAAUGUACGAGAGAGACAAAUAACUAAUUGA